Messenger RNA from Chelonoidis abingdonii (Abingdon island giant tortoise), 4218 nucleotides. NCBI's taxonomy places the organism in Eukaryota, Metazoa, Chordata, Testudines, Testudinidae. The record is from RefSeq and is a predicted model, not a curated record.
CUUGCACCAGAGCAAAUGUUUAGUCCCUCGAUCACUCACCUCCUCAAGCUCCUCCAAGAAAUCAACCUUCGGCAUUUCUCCGGUCCUUCCCUCCCUCUCCGCCCAAGGAGAGAACAAAAUUGAGAGCGAGGGAGGAAAGAUAGGAGAGAGGGCAAAAGGCUACCUGGGAGCUCAUUGUCUAGCGUCCCUGUGGGGGGAUAAAUCUCGAAACACAAAAUCAGGCACCUAGGAUCAGCAGACAGUCCGCUGGGAAGAGAGGCAUCUUCUUGAGGAGGAGGAGCAGGAUCCGUACAGAGGGAAGGAGCUGACUUAGAACAACAGCGUCUCAGAUAAAAGGUAGCCUUAGGGAAUGGAGCGGGAGGGAAUAACCUUAUCCGAUCCAUACGGUAGCUAUCGCUUAUUCAACUGCAGCCUGCGCCGUACGAGGAUACGUGAAUGGCACAGUCACGCCGGAGAUAGCAGCAGAGCCAUUUCUCUCGGCCUUUACCGAACGCGAAAACCAAACACAGAACAUAACCCCCGCCCACUCCCAGUCCCCCAGAGUGUCAUCGCAGCCCCACAGCCAUCCCUGGCAUGGGGACCCGGCGGAAUCAAGCCUUGCGAAGGGGAUUCAUAUGAUCACUGGAGGAGAUGGAGCAGCUGCUGCGGCUGCUAGUCACUUUCCCUUUCUCCAAAAGCGCCGUGCUCCCAGCACAGCUGCUUUCAGCUCCUGCUUCCCCGUAACAUCUUCUACGCUACACUUGUUCCUCUCGCCAAUAAAGGUAGAUUUAGUCCAUGGUUUGGUGUGGUUAGUUCCCCCCAGCCCUUCCGUAUCCUCUGUCACCCCCUACCCCAUGGUGUUGACUCGCGGGGGUUCAGAGGAAAGCCACGGAAAGGCACUGACUUCAUAUUAAAGUCCUAGUAAUCAUGAACCACAGCCCAGGGUAUCUCUGGAGAAGUACAGACCAGUGCAGUAUCUCUGAUGUUGCCCCCUCUUGAAUUCUCAUUGGAUCCUCCCCAGCUCCCUAAAUCAUUCCCGCUGCUAUAUCUAUCAGCAUGAUUACAGCCUCGCUCACUAGUUCUCUCCGUAUCUCACUGUCUCCACCACAUCCUUGUACUUUUCUGUGCAGAUUUCUCUGUGCUCCUUCCUCUCGAGCUGGGUUGGCAGAGCCUCUGCCUUUUUUAACCUUUAGGAAGUCUCACGAUUUGUUAUUAUUUAUCUCUUUUGUCUAAGGAUCAUCACAGAUCCCCCACUCCCCCACACGCACACUUCUCUUGACAGAUUUGAUUCCUUUCUCUCUCUCUGUCUCUCUCUCACACACACACAUCCACACACGCAUACACAGUGGUUUAUUUUACUUGGUUCUGUGCCACCAGGACCUGCUGAUUAUUUCUAAAGGGCCACCACCAUGCAGAUCCCAGUUUUAGCAUGAAGCUGAAGAUCAUGGAAUGUCUGCUUGGAUUCUGGCUUCGUUUCGCUCACAAUCAUCUCGCUUCCUGAAAUUUCACCUGGUGUUGAGGGAAAGCUAAGAGAAUGAAGACUCUAAGCCCACAGUGGAAGCAUGAUAUGGCGAUGCAGUGCUGGUGCUGAAUUGUUCUCUCUGAUGGCUCUAUGGGAGUGGAUAGCACUGAGUCUUCAUUGCUGGGUUUUAGCGGUUGCUGCCGUUUCGGAUCAGCAUGCCACAAGCUCCUUCAACUGGCUCCUCUCUGAUAAGGGACCCUUCCAUCGCUCACAGGAAUACACAGAUUUUGUGGACAGAAGUCGACAGGGAUUUAGCACAAGAUACAAGAUUUACAGAGAGUUUGGCCGCUGGAAAGUAAACAAUCUAGCUGUUGAAAGAAGAAAUUUCCUUGGCUCCCCACUGCCUCUUGCACCUGAAUUCUUUCGCAACAUAAGACUACUAGGACAUCGCCCAACCCUUCAGCAAAUCACAGAGAACCUUAUCAAGAAAUAUGGGACACAUUUCCUACUGUCAGCUACCUUGGGAGGAGAGGAGUCACUCACAAUUUUUGUGGACAAGCGGAAGCUGAGUAAGCGAUCAGAAGGAAGUGAUCCCAGCACCAACAGUUCUUCUGUGACUCUGGAGACUCUGCACCAACUGGCAGCCUCUUAUUUCAUUGACAGGGACAGUACUCUCCGUAGACUUCACCAUAUUCAGAUUGCCUCCACUGCCAUCAAGGUAACAGAAACCCGGACUGGUCCUCUUGGCUGCAGUAACUAUGACAACCUAGAUUCUGUCAGUUCUGUUCUGGUUCAGAGUCCUGAAAAUAAGAUUCAGUUGCAAGGUCUUCAGCUCAUCCUACCUGAAUAUCUGCAGGAGCGUUUUGUGCAGGCAGCUUUGAGUUAUAUUGCCUGCAAUUCAGAGGGGGAGUUUAUCUGCAAAGAUAAUGAUUGCUGGUGUCAGUGUGGCCCCAAAUUCCCAGAGUGCAACUGUCCGUACAUGGACAUUCAAGCCAUGGAAGAAACCCUGCUUCGCAUAAGUGAAACCUGGAAUGCUUACAACAGCGAAUUUGAAGAGUCAGCUGCCAACCAUUCAAAGUCUACCUACAAUGUGGACACCAGCUUAGAUGAAUUCAAGUUCUUUAUGAAAAGGCUGCCCAUGAACUAUUUCCUCAACACGUCUACCAUAAUGCAUUUGUGGACAAUGGAUUCUAAUUUUCAGCGUCGUUAUGAGCAACUGGAAAACAGCAUGAAACAACUUUUCCUUAAGGCACAGAAAAUUGUGCACAAGCUCUUUAGCCUAAGUAAGAGGUGCCAUAAACAGCCACUCAUCAGCUUGCCAAGACAGAGAUCAUCAAUCUAUUGGCUAAACCGCAUCCAAUCCUUUCUGUACUGCAAUGAAAAUGGUCUUCUGGGAAGCUUUUCUGAAGAGACUCAUUCGUGCACCUGCCCUCAUGAUCAGGUCGCCUGCAAUGGGUUCCUUCCCUGCAUUGUGGGAGAUGGCUCUGCAUGUUUGACCUGUGCACCUGACAACCGCACCCGCUGUGGGAACUGUAAUACUGGAUACAUGCUAAGCCAAGGGCUUUGCAAGCCUGAAGUGGCAGACUCCACAGAGCACUACAUUGGGUUUGAGACUGAUCUUCAGGAUCUGGAGAUGAAGUAUUUAUUGCAAAAAACAGACCGGAGGAUUGAAGUCCAUGCCAUUUUCAUCAGCAAUGAUAUGCGCCUCAAUAGCUGGUUCGAUCCCUCCUGGCGCAAACGGAUGCUCCUUACCCUUAAGAGUAACAAGUACAAAUCUAGCUUGGUCCAUAUGAUACUGGGUAUCUCUCUUCAAAUUUGCCUAACAAAAAACAGCACCUUGGAACCUGUUCUAGCUGUUUACGUCAACCCUUUUGGAGGCAGCCACUCUGAAAGCUGGUUCAUGCCUGUGAAUGAAAACAGUUUCCCAGACUGGGAGCGGACUAAGCUGGACUUACCUCUUCAGUGUUAUAACUGGACGCUGACUCUAGGCAACAAAUGGAAGACAUUUUUUGAAACAGUACAUAUCUACUUGAGGAGUCGAAUUAAGUCAAAUGGUCCAAAUGGCAAUGAAAGCAUCUACUAUGAACCCCUGGAAUUUAUCGAUCCUUCACGUAACCUAGGCUACAUGAAAAUCAACAACAUCCAAGUGUUUGGCUACAGCAUGCACUUUGACCCAGAAGCAAUUCGGGACUUAAUUUUGCAGCUGGACUACCCCUAUACUCAGGGAUCACAGGACUCAGCACUUUUGCAGCUAUUAGAGAUACGGGACCGUGUAAAUAAACUCUCCCCGCCUGGCCAGCGUCGUCUAGACCUGUUCUCUUGCUUGCUACGACAUAGACUCAAACUAUCUACCAGUGAGGUGGUGAGGAUUCAAUCCGCUUUGCAGGCCUUUAAUGCCAAAUUACCAAACACAGUGGAUUAUGACACAACCAAAUUAUGUAGUUAACCAUCAAUGUGAAGCACAACACAAAACCUUGAAGGAGUUUUUACAGUGCUUUUGUGGAACAGUUUAUGUUUGGAAGAGUAAAUUUAAAUUGUCUUUUCAAUAUCUGUCUUAUAUCAGUCAAUACCAUUGGAUGGCAAUUUACACACAUGAACUUGCUGACAAUGAAUAUAUUAUACCUGCAGUUUUGGUUUAUGAAUGAAAUAAAUACUGACACCAGUCUAGAAGACAUUCUACUUUUUACAAUAAAUUUCAUUUGUAAUUUUAUAUGUUCCAUGGCAAUGCUUUUGUGCAUUACAUCCUCUAGAGGGAACAUAAAAGGAUACCAAUAAAA